This is a messenger RNA of Megalopta genalis, 4022 nucleotides long. Its product is annotated as pyrokinin-1 receptor. Gene Ontology annotation, cellular component: plasma membrane. Gene Ontology annotation, molecular function: neuromedin U receptor activity. NCBI's taxonomy places the organism in Eukaryota, Metazoa, Arthropoda, Insecta, Hymenoptera, Halictidae. Gene Ontology annotation, biological process: neuropeptide signaling pathway. The record is from RefSeq and is a predicted model, not a curated record.
GUACAGCGUGGAGACAGGCCAGGUCGGCGGAUAAUCGAAAGGACUCAGUCGUGGAUGAGCCGCGGGAUGAACGUGUCGGGUGGUUGAAGUUCGAACGAACUUCGGUUUGCGGCGCGGAGCUUCGCGAUCUAGCAAAAGUAUUAUAGAAAUUUCCAGGACUCGCGAUCGUAGUGCGGCUCGUUCGACGAGGACGGCAGAAAGUUCGGAAACUGCACGCGUUGCGCAUGAUUAGUGAUAUUGCAACCUGUUAGCGCCAUCGGAUCGGUCGCGGAAUUCGGGAAAUUGGUGUGGACGAUCGAGGGAGGAAACGUUGCGAACGAGUCGGUGAUGUUCGAAGUGUCGAUUUUGUAAGGGGAACUAUCGGAUUACGGUUCCAGAUGGCUGAAAACAUGAUGAAAAUAACUUUGGCGCGGCAUUUUCCGUUGUAAUGAACCAGAGUCGAGCGUCGAACGGCGGCGGAAAAUUGGAAGAAGGCGGCGCGCCGCUGCGCGAGAUAAUGAUUAAAUUAAAUAUUACUAUAAUUAUAUAAUGAAAUGUUAAAAAUAUUAUUAUAGUUGUUUAAUGAAAUCUUAAAUGUACAGUUCUCGGAGAUAAAUGGUUAAGGAGAUCGAGAGGAACGUUCGAGCAGCGGCGGAUGGCCGGAAGUAGAGCGAUCACGAAUUCCGAGGCCGAGAGACGCUCGCGAGGACGCCGAUCUUUUCGACGGAUAACAAGAACUGACGCGUGUAUAUUUAUCGAAAUCAGCGGUACUCGCUCGAGAACGAGCCGGAUCUUCUAAAGUUAUCCCGACGAGUGUCAUCGGAGCGAAACGAUCCGUCGUUGAGCGCGUUAAAACUUGCGACAGAGAGCUCUGUGCCGUUCGACGCGUUAACGCGACCAGGGAUCGACGAAAUUGGAUCGUCGUUUUAAGAACUGGAUCGGUAUUGCCAUCGGCUAUUUGUCCGAGAGUUCGAGGAUGCGAUCGGAACGGACGUGGUUUCCCGCGGACUGACACGGAAUCCGGCGGUGCAGGCUCGGGGAUUUGUAAGAAGCUGAUGCCGCCUUGGCGAUCUUCUAUUAAUAUGUCCCCCGGAAGAACAAUUCCUAUUCGCCGGCUGGAACAGAAGAUUUUUCGUGGUGGCGUUCCGGUUGAUGCGAUCUAUUUUCGAGAUCCCGCAUCGAUCCCGCGGCUUCCUCGGGCCGGCCAGGCUGUUUAGCAACACUUAACGAGCCGUGUUUCGUCGUUCGUCCACUUCUCGUCCGCUUCUCGGCCGCUUCUCGUCCCGUUUUCCGCCCGGGUUCCGACGGUGGCAGGUGCCAUCGCCGAGAGUCCUAGAUAGACCGUCGACCCAUAAUCGUUGGAUCGACGCCCCGAGCAGCUUGAAACCGGCCUGAUCACCGGCGUGGGCGUAUCCGAGGAUCUCUCACGAAUAAAGCACCGAGGAUGAGGUUCGUCGGACAAGAUACGGGCGAUCGUUGCGACCAUAAGUCGACCAAGAAAUCCGUGUCGAAUCGCGUCGGUUAGAGACCACGAGCUUCGUAGCCGUCGAGGAUAGAGCGAAAGAGAGGGUGCCGAGUGCAACGAAUUCCGUGGUCGGAAGUUAAAGCCCGGCUCCGAGUCGUUCACCCCCCCGUUAACGAGCAUCCAGCGGAGCCGGGUAAGAUGAUCUCGGGAGGUCUGAACGUGUCCUGGGAUCUCGAGGGGCCGAUACGGUCGUCCGUGCAACACGAUCCAACGGGGGAGAGCCCGUUCAUCCCCGAGACGGUGCUCGAGAACCGUACGACCAGCAUGAUCGUCGCGUUCCUGCAACAGGAGGACUCGUCGACGAGACGGGACCCGCUCUACAUCGUGCUGCCGAUCACGGUGAUCUACGCGGUGAUCUUCUUCACCGGGCUGAUCGGCAACGUGUCGACGUGCGUGGUGAUCGCCCGCAACAAAUCCAUGCACACCGCCACCAAUUACUACCUGUUCAGCCUGGCCGUCUCUGAUUUACUGCUGCUGCUGUCCGGGCUGCCCCAGGAAAUGUACUACAUAUGGUCCCGUUUCCCGUACGUGUUCGGCGAGGCGUUCUGCAUUAUUCAGGGAUUCGCCGCGGAGACGUCCGCGAACGCCACCGUGCUGACUAUCACCGCGUUCACCGUCGAAAGGUACGUCGCGAUCUGUCAUCCCAUCAUCUCCCACACAAUGUCCAAAUUGUCCCGGGCGAUCAAAUUUGUCAUCGUGAUUUGGGUGCUGGCGCUCUGCCUGGCCGUGCCGCAAGCGAUCCAGUUCGGUAUUGUUUACGAGCACAUGAACGGAUCGGUCAUCUUGGACAGCGCCAGAUGCUCGGUGAAGUGGGUUCUGAUAGAGCACGCCUUCCAGAUAUCGACCAUGCUAUUUUUCGUCGUGCCUAUGACAAUGAUCACGAUUUUAUACAUCUUGAUCGGCAUCCAACUCAGAAGAUCGAGACUGCUGACCACCGGCCCCGUUAAAAAGACAUCCCAUCCGUCGACGGGACUGACGCACUGUGACAGCGGCAGGGGAAAGAGCGCCGCGCAAAGAAACGUGAUUCAUAUGUUGGCAGUGGUUGUGGCAUUCUUCAUAUGCUGGGCACCGUUCCACGCUCAAAGACUCUUGGCCGUGUACGGUUCGCAAAUCAACAAGGAGGAACCGGAGGAUGCGUUGGUGAUCGUUUACUCCAUCCUCACGUACGUCUCCGGGAUAUUUUAUUAUCUCUCCACCACGGUAAAUCCAGUUCUGUACAACAUCAUGUCCAAAAAAUUCCGGGAAGCUUUCAAGUCGAUGCUGUCUAAUCAUUGCGGCCGGAAGUCGGUCCCCACGCAGACAACAUACAGUAGCCUCUCAAGGUAUCCGAGGUCUAUUAUCAGGCAGGCGGAUGAUCGUCAGAAUUCACAGUCAAUAUCCGUCAGUGACGACAACCACAAGGUGACGAACAGCGGAUGGUCAACAAUCUACACCGAGCUGUCGGUAACGAAGCAGCAGGAGAAUCAAUCGGUUCUUUGAUGACCAACCAUCAGCGAGUGCUUCAACGGGGCUAAUAACAUCGUCGCCGUAGCCGAUGAGUGCUUACUGAACACUUUCAAGGGCUGCAAAUUUCGGCCAGUUCCAGACCCGUCCAUGGCCCAUGCAUCAAGACCGCGAACACAAUCAGCAAUUCAAGUUUGGAAAAUCUCGAAGAGAACGAUACGAACAGCGCAGAAUUGACGGAGCACAUGGACGAACCAAAUUGUUACUCCGAAUCAGCCGACGCUUGUUUUCGGCGAGUAACUUCUAAGGGGUGCUUCCCAAUGGAUCGUAUUAACAAGCCUCAUUAGGCCAAAACAAAUGUUUCAUUUUAUAGUCAAAUCGGUUUAAAAUAAUGUCGGUAUUAAUAGCUUUUGAACAAAUGAGUUCGCUUUUGUCGUGAAACUGUUACAAUUUAAGAUUAACAUCGUAAUGGCUAGGACUUAAGAAGAUGAACAAAAUGGCGCGGUCGACUGCUAUACAACGUGUACCAAUUUGUUGAGAAUUUACCAUUCUCGACUGUGUCGUUGGCAGACUGCCAAUUUCAUGAAUUCGUGAGAAAAGAAUUUGAUAAUAUUUUAUUGUAUCGCCGUCGGUUCAUUGAGACGAUUAAGAAUAGACGUAAAUGUUUAUGUGCUUCCCGCAUCUCGCAAUUAACGUAGACGUCUUUUAUUUCGCACGAAAAUCCGUGGUCUAGUCGUAAGCGACACGAUUCUGUGGAUAAUUUGCCCUUUUCUAUCGAUUCAUUAAAUCGAAUUCGAUCUAAUCCAAUUUAACUGAAUUUAAUCUAGUUUGCGUCGAUCAGAAAAAUGGAUAUAAAGUGAAAAGUUAAUGAUAAAGGCUCGAUCCGUUCAGGUCGUAGAUUUCACAGUCCAUCGACGAUGAAUCUAUUUAUAUUACACGAGGUGUUUCUUAACCCUUAGCGGACGACGACUUUUUCGGCAGAGUCAGGUAGCAGGACGAGAUGAUUUUUGCAAAUGUGUCGAGUGUCUUAUAUGGUACAAUAAAGUGAUCUUACAUAUGAAUUAUCUUACCAAAA